UCCUCGUCUGCCCCGUCGGUUGGCCUCUACGCGUAGGAAUAUCACUGACGUGUCCCCGCGCUGAGGCUCGUCUACGACAUACGUGCGUACAAUUCGUCGGCUCACUGCGGCUCACGCCUCGCCGAUAAUCUAGCCCCGCGCCUCGCAUAGAAUUAGCCGGGAAAUACCGCCAGUCAUUGGGCUGCGAGCGAGCGUAACGUCCCGUGCGACGCGUCGAUCGUCAGAAGUGAAGAAGAAGAAGAAGAGUUGAACCCGUUGAGGCCCUCCCCGAAGCGAAUCGAGCGACGGCAAAAUUAUGGCAUCGAUCCCGAACCUGAACGCUUUCUUCAACUCCUUCAGCACCACGCUAAAUUCGCCGGUCAAGCAACAUUUAAAGAAUGUCUACGGUUGUCUAUCCCUGUCUACCGUGGCGGCAGCUUCCGGUGCUUUUGUGCAUAUGUACACGCAACUCCUCCAGGCCAACCUGCUGACGACUAUCGGCACCAUAGGCCUUCUCAUCGCGCUGAUGUCCACACCUGACAACGGCAAGAAUCAGAAACUACGUCUCAGUUAUCUCCUGGGAUUCGCAUUUCUGUCCGGGCUUGGUUUAGGACCUUUGCUUGAAUUGGUGGUCAACAUAGAUCCGAGUAUCGUGAUAACAGCAUUAAUGGGUACAACGGUCAUCUUUGUUUCCUUUAGCUUUUCCGCGCUUUUUGCUCCACGUGGCCGUUGGCUGUAUCUCGGGGGUACUUUAAUGAGUAUACUGAACAUCAUGCUCCUGUCCUCCUUCUUAAAUCUGUUCGUGCGCUCAUUCUUCAUUAUGCAAGCGCACUUGUAUUUGGGAUUCUUGGUAAUGUGCGGCUUCAUUAUUUACGACACGCAACUGAUCAUCGAAAAGUAUCACAUGGGCAGUAGGGACUUUAUCAUGCACUCCUUGGAUUUGUUCAUCGACUUUGUGAGCGUUUUCCGACAUCUCCUUGUAAUACUUAUACAAAAGGAAUCGUCCAAGGAUUCGCGCAAACGUAAAGAUUGAGCGAAAAACAAGACGGGUAAUGUGGUGCAUUCAAGUAAAUCCAUAAACUAGAGGUCUUCAUGUAAUCUAUCCAUACUUAGGUAUCUGUGUACAUAUACAUACUGGAAAAAUUAUAUAAAUACCGAUAUACACCACGUCAUACACAUAUGAUAUGUAAUAAUUAACAUCUCUUUAGCGAAUGCGAUAUGAGACUAUAUAAAUAUAUUUAAAACAAAAUUCAUAUAAAAUCAGCUCGUAAAAUUUAAUACAAUUUAAAUGUCACGGCCAAUGAAACAAGUAAAAAUUUUGUUGUCAAUAUAAGUAAAAUCUUUAUGUUGACAGUAAAAUUAUUGCUUGUUUUAUUGGCUUUUUAUUGACAUUACUUAAAUUGUUUUAAAUAUAUUUACUAUAUUGACAAAAAAAGGAAAAUGUUAAAUACAGUUUGUUUAUUAUAAAAGAAAGUUGGCUUCUCUUACGUCCGAUUAUACAGACGAAGACAUGCCGUAAUUUAUUUUCGUCAUGUAUUUGAGUUUAUAAUUCUCCAUCAAAUUUGUAUACAUAUAAUAUAUAUAUUAUAUAUAUAUAUAAAAAUUAGCUGUGUAUUAUAUUUUCAACUUUCAAUAAACGAAUUUUCCCAA
Solenopsis invicta (red fire ant) is the source of this 1629-nucleotide messenger RNA. RefSeq names its product bax inhibitor 1 (gene BI-1). The transcript is spliced from 4 exons. Gene Ontology annotation, biological process: negative regulation of apoptotic signaling pathway; cellular response to unfolded protein; negative regulation of RNA splicing. NCBI's taxonomy places the organism in Eukaryota, Metazoa, Arthropoda, Insecta, Hymenoptera, Formicidae. The record is from RefSeq and is a predicted model, not a curated record. The coding region runs from base 296 to 1012 and encodes 238 amino acids. Gene Ontology annotation, molecular function: enzyme binding. Gene Ontology annotation, cellular component: mitochondrial membrane.